UCGCUUAGACGAGACACUUCGCAUCGAACUAGAGACAUAUACAGAGAAGAAAACAAUGGCAGGAGAAGAGGAUGGAGAGUUUUACCUUCGUUAUUACGUGGGACACAAGGGGAAGUUCGGUCACGAGUUCUUGGAGUUCGAGUUCCGGCCAGAUGGUAAACUCCGAUACGCCAAUAAUUCCAACUACAAGAACGACACUAUGAUCCGCAAAGAGGUCUUCCUCACCCCCGCCGUCCUCCGCGAGUGUCGCCGCAUCAUCUCCGAGAGCGAGAUAAUGAAGGAAGAUGAUAACAACUGGCCAGAACCUGAUCGUGUUGGACGACAGGAGCUUGAGAUUGUGAUGGGAAAUGAACAUAUUUCCUUCACUACUUCAAAGAUUGGAUCUCUUGUUGAUGUGCAGAGUAGUAAGGACCCUGAAGGGCUUCGCAUUUUUUAUUAUCUUGUUCAGGACUUGAAGUGCUUCGUAUUCUCCCUCAUCUCACUCCACUUCAAGAUCAAGCCCAUAUAACAACAUCAUGGCUUCUGUUAUACAUCGACUAUUUCAGGGUUUCAUGUUUGUUCUUGUAGCAGCUGCUUCUGUAGUAUGUAGGAUUUGCCAUUUGACAUUUUUUUGCCUUUGUUAUUAUCUGAGCCUUUGUGUGGUUUAUGUGAGGAUCUGUGGAUUUGGAAUUGUUGGAUGAAUCGGAAAUUGUUCUCAAUUAUGAAGGCUUCAGGUUUGGUGAAUGCAAAUAUUAAUUCUUCUUGAUC
Messenger RNA from Pistacia vera, 747 nucleotides. Its product is annotated as protein mago nashi homolog. Lineage: Eukaryota; Viridiplantae; Streptophyta; Magnoliopsida; Sapindales; Anacardiaceae. The transcript has 3 exons. Bases 56 to 508 code for a protein of 150 amino acids. The record is from RefSeq and is a predicted model, not a curated record. Gene Ontology annotation, cellular component: nucleus; exon-exon junction complex. Gene Ontology annotation, biological process: RNA splicing.